GACAGAGAUUUACAGCGUCCUAGAACCUUCCAUUACGACGCCAUUAAAAUUCAGUUUCUUCCCUCCAUUAUCAUACAAUCAAACUCUAAGAACUCGAUCCUUCUUCCAAUAAUCAUAGUCAUUAACCUUCUAAUCUCAGAUUAAUUACUUCUGAUCAAAGCGAUGGAUGAAAUGGAAGUGAAACCGGAGGAAUCAGUGGCCGUCGGCACGGCGGUGUGUUCUUCUUCUUCUUCGUCGGGUUCGAGUGUCACUCCCCAGCCGAUCGAAGGGAUACACGACGUAGGUCCGCCUCCAUUUCUCACUAAGACCUUUGAAAUGGUGGAAGAUCCAUUGACGGACUCCAUUGUUUCGUGGAGUAAAGCUCGUAAUAGCUUCAUCGUUUGGGAUUAUCACAAAUUCUCCAGUUCCUUGCUUCCUCGAUACUUUAAACACUCCAAUUUCUCUAGUUUCGUUCGUCAGCUCAAUACUUAUGGUUUUCGAAAAGUCGAUCCUGAUCGUUGGGAGUUCGCGAAUGAGGGGUUUCUGGGAGGACAGCGACAUCUGCUGAGAACGAUAAAGAGGAGGAGACAUUCAACCCAAAGCUUCCAGCACCACCAAGGAGGAAUAUGUGUGGAAUUGGGUGAAUUUGGACUCGAAGGUGAACUCGAGAGGUUGAAAAGGGACAGAAGCUCGUUAAUGGCGGAAUUGGUAAGAUUGCGUCAGCAACACCAGAGCUCAAGAGAGCAAAUAAUAGCCAUGGAGGAUAGGCUAGAGAAAUCUGAGAAUAAACAGAAGCAGAUCAUGACAUUCCUCAGCAAAGCCCUUAAGAAUCCAUCAUUCGUUCAGAAAUUUAUCCAUAGUAAUCAGGGAAGAGAAUUGAGAGGCGUUGAAAUCGGACGAAAGCGAAGACUGACUUCCAGCCCAAGUGUAGAGAAUCUCCAGGAAGAGAGUGUACCAGUGGCUGUUAAACAAGAAGAGCCAGAUAUGGAGACGCUGUUAGCAGUCAACUUUGAAGGCGAGUCAAACGGCGAGAUCACAGACCCUGUUUCUGAUGGCAUGCCCAUGGCAGCCAUGGAUGUGGGUCUCUCAGCUCACGAGGAACUGGGGUUCUUCAGUGAACUCUGGGCUGAAGAUCCUUGGGCUGGGUAUCCAGAGGAAGAACCUAUAAUGGUUGGCAAUCAAUCAGACAUCGAUGUGGAAGUGGAGGAUCUGAUUGCUGAGCCACCUGAUUGGCCUGAGAACUUGCAGGAUCUCGUCGAUCAAAUGGAGUUUCUCCGGCCGAAGCCGUAGGCAUAAGAAUAUAGAGAGUGAAAUCAAUGUGUUCAGCUGGCUGUGGCGUAGAAAGGAAUGGUGGAGGAGGAUGCAGAGGAGCCACAGAUUAUCAUAUCCUUUGAAACUCAUUGGGAUUUCAAUAUUAUAUACUUCAAUAUUUUUGGUUGUUGUGUUAAAUUGGUUUGUGGUCAUUUUUUUCCUCCGUGGUUUUAUUUGCAGGCAUAUGCAGAAAAGGAAACCGCGAAGAUCCAGACAUUCGCUGAAUUCUUAAACAUUAAGAACUAAAUUUCUUCCCUCGAGAGGUUUUGUUAGGGGAUUCAGAGGCAGAAGCCUGAAGAACCUUUGAUGGGUGUUGUUUGUGUUGUAAUGGAAGCGAAAACAAGAUCGGUCCCAAACCACCAAUCGAAGUUCCCAAAAAGUAGGGAGUGAAGGAAAAGCACGUCUAGCCAUAGACUCAAGCAGAUACAGAUGAAUGAAAGCUACAUCCUUAAGAGAGGAAUGGGUUUUAUGCAGCAGAAGAUAUUGACUGCGUCUUCUGACGAGGUGGGAUUCGGAGCCAUAAUUUCAUGCUAUCAUAUGCUGCAAAUCCAAUGGCCACAGAAGGAACAAUCUGCCAAUUCAUAAAAUGGGAGAAUUAUAUGCACAGUUAACAGCACAGAGCAAUGGACGGUAAAAGCACCUCUAGAUGAAAAUAAUUUCAACCAUUACCUUAAUGUAGUUAAUGCUCAGUCCUGCAAACAACUGCCGCCAUCCUUGGUUACGAACUAUCAUUGUAAGACCUUCAAUUGAGUUCCUAAAUCUGACUUGACCAUGAAGUGAAGAUGGCAUAUCUCCAACCUUAGAUGGUAUUUUCCGAAGGAAUUUGGUUUCAGAAUCAUGGAGAUCAAAACCCAUAACAAAGAAGUUUGAAAAUGACAAAGAAUAAUACCUGCAUUUGCCUUCUAACGACGUCGAGCGGAUACGUGAACGUCUGCCCCAAUAAUCCAGCCAGAGCCCCACAAGAAAGUCGCAUCACAAUGGAUCUCUGAUGCUCCUCAGGAACGUGACUUUUCAGUUUUUCAUAAAUGUAGAACUUCAAACCAGCAUAAGGAAGGAUUCCUGUAAGUGUUGGACCUGUUGAUAUAUUGUAACUUUAUUCAUCA
Messenger RNA from Cucurbita moschata (crookneck pumpkin), 2393 nucleotides. Its product is annotated as heat stress transcription factor A-2-like. The transcript has 4 exons. The record is from RefSeq and is a predicted model, not a curated record. Gene Ontology annotation, biological process: regulation of transcription by RNA polymerase II. Gene Ontology annotation, molecular function: RNA polymerase II cis-regulatory region sequence-specific DNA binding; DNA-binding transcription factor activity. Gene Ontology annotation, cellular component: nucleus. Bases 163 to 1269 code for a protein of 368 amino acids. NCBI's taxonomy places the organism in Eukaryota, Viridiplantae, Streptophyta, Magnoliopsida, Cucurbitales, Cucurbitaceae.